AUGCCUUUCGGAUUGAAAAAUGCAGGUGCUACAUACCAGUGCGCUAUGCAAAGGAUCUUUGAUGAUGUGCUACAUAAACACGUUGAAUGUUAUGUUGACAAUCUCAUAGUCAAGUCCAAAAAGAAAUGUGAUCACUUGAAAGACCUGAAGCUUGUACUUGAUCACUUCAGGAAAUAUGAACUAAGAAUGAACCCUCUUAAGUGUGCAUUCGAUGUAACUUCAAGGAAGUUUUUGGGAUUUAUAGUGAGACAUCGUGGCAUCAAAGUUGAUCACUCUAAAAUUGAUGCUAUCCAAAAGAUGCCAAGUCCGAAGAACCUACACGAAUUGAGACGAUUGCAAGGUCGUUUGGCUUACAUUAGAAGGUCAGUCAUCUCGAAACGCCUCGCGAAGUGGGCUAUUAUACUCCUACAAUAUGAUAUUGUAUAUAUCCCCCAAAAAGCAGUAAAGGGCCAAGCAUUGGCAGAUUUCCUGGCUGAUCAUCCAGUUCCAUCAAAUUGGAAAUUAUGUGACGACUUACCUGAUGAGGAAGUAUUGUUUGUUGAAAGCAUGGAGCCUUGGAUCAUGUUCUUUGAUGGUGCGACACGAAGAAGUGGAGCUGGUGUCGGCAUUGUCUUCAUCUCUCCUGAGAAACAUAUGUUAUCAUACAGCUUCACACUCGGUGAGUUGUGUUCAAAUAAUGUUGUUGAGUAUCAAGCCCUAAUCAUUGGCCUGCAAAUGACUUCAGAAUUAGGGAUAAAGUACAUAGAAAUAUUCGGCGAUUCGAAGUUAAUCAUAAAUCAGCUCUCCUAUCAGUACGAGGUAAAGCAUCAAGACUUGAAGCCCUACUUUAUUUAUGUUAGAAGAUUGAUGGACAUAUUCGACAGCAUAAUAUUGGAGCAUAUACCAAGAUCAGAAAAUAAGAAAGCUGAUGUGCUUGCAAACUUGGCCACUGCUUUAACAGUUUCAGAAGACCCACUAGAGCCGCUUCAUCCAACAAUAGCUUCAUGGCCUUUUGAAGCUUGGGGACUCGACCUGGUUGGACCUAUCAUGCCUAAAUCAUCGACAGGUCAUUCUUACAUCCUUACAGGAACUGAUUAUUUUUCUAAAUGGGCUGAAGUCAUGCCAUUAAGAGAAGCAAAGAAGGAUAACAUUGUAAAUUUUGUUCGGACACACAUCAUUUACAGAUAUGGUAUUCCUCAUCGUAUUGUAACUGAUAAUGGAAGACAAUUCAAUAACACUUUCAUGGACAAGCUAUGUGAGAAAUUUAACUUCAAACAGUACAAGUCUUCUAUGUACAAUGCCGCAACAAAUGGAUUGGCACAAGCAUUCAACAAAACUUUGUGCAGUGUUACACCUUAUUCUUUGGUUUAUGGCGUUGAAGCAGUACUCCCACUAGAAAGAGAAAUUCCUUCCUUAAGAAUGGCAAUUCAAGAAGGGCUAACUAUUGAAGACAAUGCUAAACUACGCCUUCAAGAGUUAGAAGCACUUGACGAAAAGAGAUUGGAAGCUCAACAAGCACUUGAAUGUUGUCAAGCACGAAUGUCAAAAGCCUUUGACAAACAUGUAAGGCCCCGAUCAUUUCAAGUUGGUGAUUUAGUGCUCGCAGUAAGAAGACUUAUCAUCAUGACAAGGCAUACGGGAAAUAAGUUCAUACCUAAAUGGGACAGACCUUACAUUGUCAAAGAAGUUUUCACGAAUGAAGCAUACCAAAUCAUCGAUCAAGACGGAUUAUGA
This is a messenger RNA of Cucumis melo (muskmelon), 1713 nucleotides long. RefSeq lists its product as uncharacterized. Gene Ontology annotation, biological process: DNA integration. The record is from RefSeq and is a predicted model, not a curated record. NCBI's taxonomy places the organism in Eukaryota, Viridiplantae, Streptophyta, Magnoliopsida, Cucurbitales, Cucurbitaceae. The coding region runs from base 1 to 1713 and encodes 570 amino acids. The transcript is spliced from 4 exons. Gene Ontology annotation, molecular function: nucleic acid binding; RNA-DNA hybrid ribonuclease activity.